UGCACGAAAUAAAUGUGCUAUUUUGUACUGGGCUAUUUGUACAUAUUCACCGUGAAACGACAUUGAGGAGAAAUUAUGUCUUUUCUCCGGAUUUCACGGUGUGUAGGGCGUCCAUUAUGUCGGGCAAAGAACAUUAAUAAAAAUAGUAAACGAAAUGGAAUAUGGGAUGCUGAUGCACCUCAGACAUACAGAGAACAACUAACUUAUUUCCCUCCUUGGGUAGUGGUUUUAUGUACCGCAGUUCCCGCCGUUGUCACUACAUAUAUAGGGUAUAACAUGUACCGUCAUCCUCAACAUUAUUUAGGCGAGUUUCCAAAGAUGGAGCCGUCACUAUGGACAGAUGAAGAACUAGGCAUACCUCCAGAUGAUGAAGAUAUUUAUCCCCCAAACUAUAUUCCUUUAAAAGAUCGGAUCCAAUAGAUACAUUUAACCUUUUUUAUAACUAAAUAAUAUUGAUUUUGAAGUACAAUAUAUUUGAAAAAUGUGUGAAUAGAACAUGAACAGCUGUAUAAAAAGAUAACAGAAUACAUGUGGUAUUUGGUUGUUAUGUUCAAUAAAAAAAUAGAAUUGUG
Ruditapes philippinarum (Manila clam) is the source of this 572-nucleotide messenger RNA. RefSeq names its product NADH dehydrogenase [ubiquinone] 1 beta subcomplex subunit 2, mitochondrial-like. Gene Ontology annotation, cellular component: mitochondrial inner membrane. The coding region runs from base 76 to 420 and encodes 114 amino acids. The record is from RefSeq and is a predicted model, not a curated record. The transcript has 3 exons. Lineage: Eukaryota; Metazoa; Mollusca; Bivalvia; Venerida; Veneridae.